This is a messenger RNA of Rhipicephalus microplus (southern cattle tick), 705 nucleotides long. RefSeq lists its product as uncharacterized. NCBI's taxonomy places the organism in Eukaryota, Metazoa, Arthropoda, Arachnida, Ixodida, Ixodidae. The record is from RefSeq and is a predicted model, not a curated record.
GCCAGUGUAACCAGACCGCAACAGCUGGAGCUCAGUUUAAAUAUAAGGAUACACAUAGGUCGAACAAUAGGCAUUACACAUGCUCGAUUGCUUGAAUUUUCGUAUAUAAGAACAUAACACUUAUUAACAGAAGGUGUCUUUACACGGUAGACAUGGCCACUCUGUCUCUUGCUGUGGUCCUCUCGGUGUUCGCAUUUCUCGAAGUGAGCCAUGCUGAACCUGCGACAUUGCGAGCCGAUGGAGCCGAUUCAGGACUCAGGGGGUCAGAUUCUGCCUGGCGAGGUCCCUGGUCACCUCAAAAACGAUGCUGGAGACCAAACGAGGUGUUCAAGAAGUGCGUCAGCAGCAGUUGUGCUGAGAUGAAGUGCGGAAUGAAGAGUGCCCCGUUUAUAUGCACCGCUGAUUGCCAAAGUGGCUGUUUCUGCAGAGAUGGGUAUUACAGGAAUCGAUGGGGCCAGUGCGUGACGGCAUGGCAGUGCAAGGCUUAUUACCCAUGGAAUCCAUGGAAUCCGUGGACACCCUGGAACCCAUAUUUUCCAGGUUUUACAACACGCCCCACCACAUACCCUGAAAUCUACGGCCCAGGAGCGUAUGGCCUCGGGAGUCCGCAAUGGCUGUGAAAAGAACGUAGCACCAUCAGUGUUAUGUCGCUCAAAUAUUUUACUGGUGCAUAAUAUAUUAAAGAUCUAUGAUCAGUUCACUGCA